AUGACGUUGCGGGACGCAAACUCAAAUGCAAUGGCGGGCAGCACCGGCAGCGGCAAAAUAAAUCCGACCGCGUCCAUCAGCACAGAUGAAACUCGCGUGGAGUGUGCGUGGCGGCCCAUCACUCCAGCAGAGGGCGACGCUCUUGCACGUCUUCUUCUCGAACGGGCCACCGCAGCACCGGUGCGAGUUGUCGAUCUCAUUGAUAAUCAACUCGGCCCACUGCAGGCACAACGAAUUGCCGCCGUGUUGGAGUCUUCACCCGUGCGGGAGGUACUCUUGCGAUAUAAUGAUAUUGGAAAAGAGGGGUGUGAUGCCCUCGCAAGUGUAAUUAAUGUAUCUACAAAAUUGCAGUUACUAGAUAUACGAGGGAAUGGACUCACAGCGGGAUGUGUGCGGAAGUUAAUUAAAUCUAUUUCCAUGUCUACCGCCCUCACACGAUUGGGACUCAGUGCUAAUAAAAUUGGUGAGGAAGGUGCCGCUUUACUCUUUCAAGGACUUGAGAAAAAUGCCUACUUAACAUCUCUUGAUAUCUCAUUAAAUGAAAUUGGACCUAACGGGGCUGCGAGUAUUGCCAAGUUAUUGGCACUCCCAGCCUCACCCUUACAAAGUGUACAAAUGUAUGGUAAUCAUCUCGGAUGUACAGGCAUCACGGCUAUUGCAAACGCCCUGCAGCGGAAUCGGUGUCUGCGGGAAAUAACACUCGGCAACAAUAAUGCCACAGAUGCCUCUACAGAAGCGCUUGCAGAGAUGUUAAGAGAAAAUACAACACUGGAGUAUUUGGAUCUUCGGUUGAAUACCAUCACCGCAGUGGGAGCACGUAAUCUUGCCCAUGAUGGACUUGCCUAUAAUACAUUUCUUCUUUCUUUGUGUCUCUCUGGGAAUCCGAUUGGAAGUGUUGGUGGAGAUGAGAUUGCAAAGGGACUCAUUAUGCAUCAGAGUAGUGCUCUUACAAGACUUGAUUUGAGUUCAUGUGAACUUGGACCAACAGGAGGAAUGCGAAUUGCAAGUCUUAUUGCUGCUACCAUCACACUUGCAGAGGUGAAUUUAAGUGAUAACAAAUUGGAUGAUGAGGCGGCUGUAGUACUUUCGAGAAGUAUUGUAAAUAGUAUUUCUAUCUCUGUUGUGGAUUUAUCUUCUAACGAGAUUGGAGAAUGGGGGGCAAGUAAUUUAAUUGAUGCCACACAAUUAAAUUCUCGCAUGUCCUCUCUUGUUCUACAUGGUAAUAAUAUUAAUCGUGUGGUUCAAAAGAAGAUUGAUACAUUGCUAGGGGAACGUCUCUCCCGCAAUCGUGUUGAGCAACAUCAAGCCUCUCUUCACCACCAACAACAACUCUUAAAGCAGGUUCUUUGA
Trypanosoma theileri is the source of this 1350-nucleotide messenger RNA. Its product is annotated as putative leucine-rich repeat protein (LRRP). Gene Ontology annotation, cellular component: nucleus; perinuclear region of cytoplasm; cytosol. The coding region runs from base 1 to 1350 and encodes 449 amino acids. Gene Ontology annotation, biological process: nucleocytoplasmic transport; activation of GTPase activity. The record is from RefSeq and is a predicted model, not a curated record. The transcript has a single exon. NCBI's taxonomy places the organism in Eukaryota, Euglenozoa, Kinetoplastea, Trypanosomatida, Trypanosomatidae. Gene Ontology annotation, molecular function: GTPase activator activity; small GTPase binding.